This is a messenger RNA of Agrilus planipennis (emerald ash borer), 914 nucleotides long. RefSeq lists its product as uncharacterized. The transcript has 4 exons. The coding region runs from base 66 to 866 and encodes 266 amino acids. Gene Ontology annotation, molecular function: N-acetyltransferase activity. The record is from RefSeq and is a predicted model, not a curated record. Lineage: Eukaryota; Metazoa; Arthropoda; Insecta; Coleoptera; Buprestidae.
GUCAGUACAAUGUGUCAUUUGGUUAAUAUGAAUGUUAAAUUUUUGGUAACUGUUUUUACAUUACAAUGGCCAUUUUUGGGAACGUCUUGCCAAAAUUUAUGUGUAAAUCGUUAAAUCUGCAGCAAACGUUGUUACCUGUCAGUAGAUUUAUUUCAUUGUUCAGAAAAAAAUCGAAGGAAGAGUCCCAUUACUUAAUUCAUCGGCCCCAGCCAGACGAGUACUGCGAAAUACUGCGGCUGUUAUGGGAGUGCUACUAUCCAGAAGAACCGACAACACUUUCUUUAGGUUUGGGUCAUUGUCACAAUCCAGUAAUGGACGAAGAUUCUUUAAGAGGACUUUCCGAAGGCCUGUCUUUAGUGGCACGAUGUAAAUAUACUGGAGACAUAGUGGCAGGUUCAGUAAAUAGAACUGCUUGUCCCUGGGAUGCGGAAGAGAUGGAAAGGUUCUCGUGUUCUCUCACUUGCCCUAAAUUGAAGUCAUACACCAAGUUUAACGCCCAUUUACUGAAAGCGCCUAUGCUAUGGGAAAGAUUUUGUACAGAUAAAAUAUUUGAGAUAUCUCAAGUGUUUGUUAAGAAGGAAGAAAGGCAAAAAGGCUUAGGAUUCAAAUUGAUAAAGUCUUCAAAAGAGUUGGGUGCAGACUGUGGUUUUAGGGUGAUAAGGUUGGACGCAACAAGCCACUACUCGGCAAAAAUUUGCGAGAAAUUAGACAUGCGAUUGAUUUACACGAUUAACUAUGACGAUUAUGUUGACAUUUACGGUAAUCCGGUUAUAAAGCCGCCACCUCCGCAUUGUGCUUGCAAAGUUUACAUCGACCUACCGCAUUCCAUGGAACAGAGGAAGAAAAAGAAAAAGAAGCGAAAAUAAGAAUUUGUCACGUUUGUCUACUCUGUUUUGUCUUGGUUAUGGAAUAAA